AUGAGGCCAAGUGCGCCCCAGUGCUCGCAGUUGGUGUUGCGCUGCCCCGAGUUCUGGACAGCGACCUGCUGCCUGCCGGCUAGCACCGCCUCGGCAUCGCAGGCGACGGAUGCCGCGCUCACGCGCCGCCAUCCGCCGCUGCGGACACGCCCGGCCGCCACGGCGGCCGAGUACGUUGGGCCGCCAGACGUUUCGCCUGCCUCGGUGGCGGCGGUCGAGAAGGCCGCCCGGGAACGAGGCGUUCCAGUGGACCGCGUCGCCGACCACCGUCAAUUCGCGCUGGUCUCCUACGCCGUACCGCCGGUGCCGACCCUGCGCCUGGCCGGCGUGAGUACGGGAGCGGCCCAAGAUCUCCGUCACCGCACCCGGUUCGUGGCCGUCGCCGGCUCCACGGCCAGGCGCGAGGACGCACCUCGCGACACAGGGGCAAAACUAGCAGCUGCCCUGCUCGACUUACUGGAUGGUGCUGCUUUGGACAUUUGCGGGAACUUGGACAAAAGAGCCAGGAGCGACUACAGGGAACUUAAGGGGGUCCUACAAGAGAAAUUUGGAUCUAGUUGCGACACGCGACGGGCUCGGGCUCAGUUGCGUCUUAUCCGUCAACUGCCUGAAGAGAAUAUAGAGUUAUUCGCGGAUCGCGUCCGAAAACUUACAAAUCUGGCACACCCGGGGUUAUCCGGUGAACAGGUGGAUCAUAUAGCGCUAGAUCACUUCCUGUGUGGUCUGAGCGAUCUUAAGCUUCAAGAGAAGCUGCACAAUGACCACACUGUGCUGUCGCUUCAAAAAGCGGAGGAAGUCGUCCAGAGACUUUGGGAAAAGGACCUCACUCUCGCCAUUAUGCGGGCGUCCGCUGGUCAUGACACGACGGUGGCAAUUUCGGCUAAAGAAACGCAACCCAUUGAGGAUGGACAGGCACCAGAUAUUCUGACCAUCCUUGGAGAACUCCGGAGUGAGUUGAAUGAAAUGAAAGUCCAGGUGACCGAGCACUGCAAACCAACCGACAGUAAACGAGGCGUUUGUUACCUGUGUGGCGAUACCGCCCAUUUCAAACGCGAUUGUCCGCGGUUUUCAAACCGACAGAAACGGACAACACGGUCCUUUGCCCCGAGGGCAGCACCGAGCGCGAUUCCGCCCGGUAUUUCCUGCCACGGUUGCGGAAGGCACGGCCACGCGCUUCACGAAUGCUGGAGAACGCCAGUCGCAGCAGGGGGCAUCGCUCCCUCGAGCCCCGCACGCGAUAAUUCUGGCGCUGUUGGGAACACUACAGCAGUGCCUGGUCAAGAAGCAAGCCCCAAACGCGCUUCAGUGAUCAAAAUCGAAGUCGAAGGACGCAGUGUAUGGGCCCUCGUUGAUUCCGGAGCCGAUGCGUCAAUGAUUGGACAAGAAUUCGCCCGAGCGGCUGUACAGAAAGGAGCGUCCCACAAAGGAAAUUUUGGAACAAUAACGCAGGCAAACGGGCAGAAAAUACAGGUCAACACACAAGCAGAAGUGUCGUUCUCGAUACAAACCUCGCAGUUCAUCCAGCCUAUGUUGGUCAUUCCAGGCUUGAUCUACCAGGUCGUUCUCGGCCGAGACUUCUGCUGCCAGCACAAAACAGUGCUAGAUGACAGGGCAGGGGUUUUCAGAGUGGGGAACGUCGAGAUUCCUUUACCAACAUAUUCUGAGUUACGACCGCUACGAGCAAGGGUGGUCACUUGUGCCUCAGUCACCAUCCCCGCUAGGUCUCAGACCCUCGUUCAGGCCGAGGUCGAGAUCCCAGAUGGAGGCGUUAAAAUCACUAAAGAAGCCACUUGGGAGGGUGUUCUAGAACCUCACUCAGUUGAGAGCAGCCAAGAGUGGAGGGUCCCUCGUUUAGUUACAGAAGUGACGAGCGAGGCAACCGUGCCGAUUCAGGUCGCCAACAUCGGGGGCAAAGCAGUAACGAUCCCUCCAGGCACAGAAAUCGGUACACUGUACUCUGUUCAAGAAAAAUGGCAAGAAAAUACGACGUCCCGAGCUCUUCAGCGGCUUCAGCUGAACUCAGUGCAGGGACGCUCGAUGAUCUCUUAAGCGAACUCAAACUCGAGUCUACUGCCCUUUCAGAGAGUGGCAAGACCUCGCUAACACAACUUGUGUCACGAUACCAGGAUAUCUUCAGCACGGGAGAGUCCGACAUUGGAAAAACAAAGCUUCUACAACAUCACAUCGAAACUGGAGGCGCGGCUCCGAUCCGACAAAGGCCACGACGGAUCCCAAUGAAACUAAGAGAAGAGGUGGAAAGACAAAAGGAAAAGAUGUUGAAAGAGGGAAUAAUCGAGGAGAGUUCCAGCCCUUGGUGCUCACCCAUCGUUCUGGCCAAGAAAAAAGACGGCAGUUUCAGAUUCUGCGUCGAUCUUCGAGCAGUGAACUCUGUCACCCAAAGUCUGCCAGUCCCUCUCCCGAGGGUGGAUGACAGCCUCGACAGC
This is a messenger RNA of Amphibalanus amphitrite, 2444 nucleotides long. RefSeq lists its product as uncharacterized. Bases 1 to 2049 code for a protein of 682 amino acids. Gene Ontology annotation, molecular function: nucleic acid binding; aspartic-type endopeptidase activity; zinc ion binding. Lineage: Eukaryota; Metazoa; Arthropoda; Thecostraca; Balanomorpha; Balanidae. Gene Ontology annotation, biological process: proteolysis. The transcript has 2 exons. The record is from RefSeq and is a predicted model, not a curated record.